UGGUCUCUGCGCACACGGAGGAUCCUGACAGACAGACGGACUCUCCUCAGGACUUGUAUCGUUACUCUGCGUAAUUCCGCUAAGUGAACAUGCGUGAGUGUAUCUCCAUCCACGUUGGUCAGGCUGGUGUUCAAAUUGGCAAUGCCUGCUGGGAACUCUACUGCCUGGAACAUGGGAUCCAGCCUGAUGGACAGAUGCCCAGUGACAAAGCUAUUGGUGGAGGAGACGAUUCUUUCAAUACCUUUUUCAGCGAGACUGGAGCAGGGAAGCACGUCCCCAGAGCUGUGUUUGUGGACCUGGAACCCACUGUCAUUGAUGAAGUACGCACUGGGACCUACCGCCAGCUCUUCCACCCUGAGCAGCUGAUCACUGGUAAGGAGGAUGCUGCCAACAACUACGCCCGUGGACACUACACCAUUGGGAAAGAGAUCAUUGACCUGGUUCUGGACAGGAUCCGCAAACUGGCUGAUCAGUGCACCGGUCUCCAGGGCUUCCUAGUCUUUCACAGCUUUGGUGGAGGUACUGGUUCUGGGUUCACCUCCUUGCUGAUGGAGCGUCUGUCUGUGGACUACGGCAAGAAGUCCAAGCUGGAGUUUUCCAUCUACCCAGCCCCCCAGGUGUCCACUGCUGUGGUGGAGCCCUACAACUCCAUCCUGACCACCCACACCACCCUGGAGCACUCUGACUGUGCUUUCAUGGUGGACAACGAGGCCAUCUACGACAUCUGUCGUAGAAACCUCGACAUCGAGCGCCCCACCUACACCAACCUGAACAGGCUCAUCAGCCAGAUCGUGUCCUCCAUCACUGCUUCUCUGCGUUUUGAUGGUGCCCUGAAUGUUGAUCUGACAGAGUUUCAGACCAACUUGGUGCCAUAUCCCCGUAUCCACUUCCCUCUCGCCACCUAUGCUCCUGUCAUCUCAGCUGAGAAGGCAUACCAUGAGCAGCUCUCAGUGGCUGAGAUCACGAACGCCUGCUUUGAGCCGGCCAAUCAGAUGGUGAAAUGUGACCCUCGUCACGGUAAGUACAUGGCCUGCUGCCUCCUGUACCGUGGCGAUGUGGUGCCCAAAGAUGUGAAUGCUGCCAUUGCCACCAUCAAAACCAAGCGCUCAAUCCAGUUUGUGGACUGGUGUCCCACUGGUUUCAAGGUUGGCAUCAACUACCAGCCACCCACUGUGGUCCCUGAUGGAGACCUGGCCAAGGUCCAGAGAGCUGUGUGCAUGUUGAGCAACACCACGGCCAUCGCAGAGGCCUGGGCUCGACUCGACCACAAGUUUGAUCUGAUGUACGCCAAGAGGGCUUUUGUCCACUGGUAUGUAGGAGAGGGUAUGGAGGAAGGAGAGUUCUCUGAGGCCAGGGAGGACAUGGCAGCUCUGGAGAAGGAUUAUGAGGAGGUCGGUGUCGACUCCAUUGAGGGUGAGGGAGAGGAGGAAGGAGAAGAGUACUAAAACAAAUGCACAGUUGAGUUAAUCUCCUAAACUUUUGUUCUUAAAGUGUGUCUGUUCAACAGAAAAUUGUUUCAGUUUGGACAUGUAUUAAAGUUCACCUACUGCAAA
Molecule: messenger RNA, 1553 nt
Organism: Nematolebias whitei (Rio pearlfish)
Lineage: Eukaryota; Metazoa; Chordata; Actinopteri; Cyprinodontiformes; Rivulidae
Product: tubulin alpha-1B chain
Exons: 4
Coding region: 90-1445 (451 amino acids)
Biological process (GO): mitotic cell cycle; microtubule cytoskeleton organization
Cellular component (GO): cytoplasm; microtubule
Molecular function (GO): structural constituent of cytoskeleton; GTP binding
Source: RefSeq, a predicted model, not a curated record